AUGGAGUCAAAUCUCUUGGACAGCCUCCUUGACCUGGAGGAGCAAUUCUACAAUGAGGGCUACGAAUUGGGUGUAGCCGAUGGAGCCGAAGCCGGCUACACAGAAGGUAGCGUGUUUGCAGUCGAGAAGGGCUUUGAGAAAUUCGUCGAAAUGGGGCGACUGUAUGGAAAGGCACUCGUCUGGGCCCAGCGAUUAGCUGAUGCCAAGCCGAAGGAGCUAUGCGGAGAACAGACGCCACAAGUCGAUCAGUCAGACGACGACCUAUCAUUAGAUCCUUCAUCGAUCAGCAAAGAAAUGACCAAGAUCCCAGCGCACAGUGCCCGACUGGCUAGAAAUCUUGCGACUUUACUGGAGCUCGUUGACCCAGCUUCGUUGGAUAUGAGCAAUACAGAAGAGGCCGUGAACGACGCCGACGAGCGCUUGAAAGGUGCCGCGGUCAAAGCCAAGCUCAUUCAGCGAGCCAUGGGCGAAGGUGAAGAGCCACUAGGUGCUCAAUCUCUUGCCAAAGAUGUCUCAAAGUCUGGAGAUGGGACUGGCAAUAUCGAAGAUAUUAGCUCGCUGAGCGUUCGUCAUUGA
Messenger RNA from Penicillium verhagenii, 576 nucleotides. RefSeq names its product Yae1 family protein. Lineage: Eukaryota; Fungi; Ascomycota; Eurotiomycetes; Eurotiales; Aspergillaceae. Bases 1 to 576 code for a protein of 191 amino acids. The record is from RefSeq and is a predicted model, not a curated record. The transcript has a single exon.